This is a messenger RNA of Rotaria sp. Silwood2, 216 nucleotides long. NCBI's taxonomy places the organism in Eukaryota, Metazoa, Rotifera, Eurotatoria, Philodinida, Philodinidae. The record is from the annotation of a GenBank genome assembly.
AUGGGUCGACGUGUGAUACAAGAUAUGUCAAGUUUAUAUGGUAUUAAUGCUGAUUAUCAACAAGUAUGGAAAAAUCUUGAAUCUAAUUAUGCUCUACAAAAUGGACUUGUACCACAAGAAGCAUUUACAAACUAUUUUAUAAAUCAUCCAGCUUAUGCAGCUGCUUUUUACAAUGGUGUACAAGUACCUAUACCACCUCCAUCUCCGCAAUUAUAA